CCAGCUUCGUGUAGUCACAGAAAACCCCGAUGAAUGACGCUGUCAUUCGUGUUUAGAACGCGCUACACCAAACUGCAUGGAAGAAAGUGAUAGUUUAAUAUUGCUGUGGUUAUUGUUAGUCGUUCAUCACUACCCAAACAUUAUUAACACCGUAUUCCAAACCAUUGUUUGUUCAAAUGAAAUCCGGGUGUAGCAGAUGUUGUUUAGCCCUGAAAGAUAUGGAGGGCCCUGAAGGGGAGAGACUGUGUGGGAAAUGCAGGGUUGUCUGUGGUUUGCACAGUUACAACUUGAGGGAUGUUUUCACAUGGCAUCUUCUGAAGACCAUAGUCAUGGGGCAGGUCUUGUCCCUGCUGAUCUGUGGGACAGCAGUGAGCUGUCAGUACUUGGCCAACGCCGGGGUGGAGACGCCCAUGCUGCAGAGCUUCCUCAACUACGUCCUGCUGCUGCUCGUCUACACUACCAUGCUCUGCACCCGCAAAGGUGAUAGCAACAUCCUACACAUUUUAAGAACCAAGUGGUGGAAAUAUUUGGUGAUGGGUGUGGCAGAUGUGGAGGCAAACUAUGCAGUUGUGAAGGCCUACCAAUUCACCACUCUGACAAGUAUACAGCUGCUGGACUGCUUCGUGAUCCCAGUGCUGAUGGUGCUGUCCUGGUUCUUCCUGAAGACUCGCUACAGGCUGGUCCACCUUGUAGCCGUGUUGGUGUGUUUGUUGGGGGUGGGGGCCAUGGUCGGAGCCGACGUUCUGGCUGGAAGAGACCAGGGAUCCACUAGUGAUGUGGUGUUGGGCGAUGGCUUGGUCCUGCUCAGCGCUGUCCUCUAUGCCGUGUCUAACAUGUGCCAGGAGCACACAGUGAAGAACUUGAGCCGAGUUGAGUUCCUGGGCAUGAUGGGCCUCUUCGGGACCCUCGUCAGUGGCGUUCAGCUUGCUGUUCUCGAGACUCGAGCGGUAGCUGCAAUACAGUGGGACUUUCACAUCUCCAUGCUGUUCGCGGUGUACGUCGUGUGUAUGUACGCCCUGUACAGCUUCAUGCCUGUGGUGGUGAAGAUGACCAGCGCCACUGCGGUCAACCUCUCUCUGCUCACGGCCGACCUCUUCAGCCUCUUCAGCGGCAUCUUCCUCUUCCGCUACACAUUUUCAACCCUGUACAUCAUCUCGUUUGUCGUCAUCACUUUGGGGUUUGUCAUGUUCAACGCCGUGCCCACGUACUCCGCUUUACCGGAGUCCAGCUCCAGUGAGGGCGACCCUGCUGAAGCAGCUGCUGAAGGCACCGCCGAGACCUCCUCAGAGUACCUGCUGUCGGCAGACCGGGACCCUGGCAGAACCGAGGCGCUCACCGCCGUGGCUGCACUGUGACUGAAGCCGAGUGAAGGCACGUUACAGAAGUACACGUUGUGUUGUACUUAACCAGAAUGUUUGUUGAUUUCUGAAAGUGCACUUGUGUUGCAUCUCAUUGUGUUAUAUGUUAUAAUGUUACAUCAUUUUUUUAAAAGAUGUUUCUACACUGACGGUGAUCAGAGAUCAUGUGUUACUAAUUCUGUACUGGACGUCAACGUGUUAAACACAAACAUUGCACCAGUAUGACUAUUUAUUGUCCCAACACUGACCAGUCUUUUCUCCUUUUAUACAUGAAUAUAUUUUAUAUUUUACAGAAUACAUCAGCAGUGCUCUUUUCAGCCACUGUAUUAUGUCAUUGUUUUUGAAUUUGACCACUUGCCACUCGUUUUACAUUUGUCGUCUGUGGUGCUGUUAAUUUUUUUUUAUUUGUUAAUUUACCAAAUGUACUGUAGAUCACAUGGCUUUCUUUGCCUUGUGUUGUCAAAAGCAAAGCAUGUUGACAUGCAGCAAGAGUUUACAUUUUUACCAUUAAAGCAAUUUUCAAUAC
Messenger RNA from Scatophagus argus, 1884 nucleotides. RefSeq names its product solute carrier family 35 member F2-like. Lineage: Eukaryota; Metazoa; Chordata; Actinopteri; Scatophagidae. Bases 177 to 1355 code for a protein of 392 amino acids. Gene Ontology annotation, biological process: transmembrane transport. Gene Ontology annotation, molecular function: transmembrane transporter activity. The transcript is spliced from 9 exons. Gene Ontology annotation, cellular component: membrane. The record is from RefSeq and is a predicted model, not a curated record.